AUGGCGGCGGGGGCGCAGCAGCCGAGCAUAGUGCCCACAGAGCUGGAGCAGCAGAUUUUCGGGCGCCUUCUCGAUGUUGUCCACCACGGAGGCCUCGGCACCCAGCUCCGCGUCGCCGGCGGAUGGGUCAGAGACAAGCUAUUGGGGAAAAACUCUACUGACAUUGACAUCGCGCUUGAUGACUUGACCGGCAAAGAAUUCUGUGAGAAAAUAACUGACUACUACGAGAAGGUUAUCAGCCAUGAGCUGAAAACACCUUGUGUUAUCCCAUGCAAACCUGGCCAAUCUAAGCACUUGGAAACCGCAAAGAUAAUACUAUCUGACAUCUCUGACAUCACGAUUGAUUUUGUCAACUUGAGGUCUGAAAAAUAUGCUGAAAACAGUCGUAUUCCCACUGCGGAGUAUGGUAUGCCCGAAGAAGAUGCAUUCCGCAGGGACCUAACAAUUAAUAGCUUAUUCUAUAAUAUCAACACGAACUUGGUGGAAGAUUUAACUCGAAGAGGUCUUGAAGAUCUGAAGAAAGGCCUUAUUGUUACUCCUUUACCAGCCAAAGUUACAUUCCUCGAUGAUCCCCUGAGGGUUCUUCGAGCAAUCCGAUUUGCUGCUAGAUUCAGCUUUACAUUAGCUGAAAAUUUGAAAGAAGCCGCUUCUGAUGAAAAAGUGAAGUUGAAUCUUCGUAGCAAGAUUAGCAGAGAACGCAUUGGUCAGGAGGUUGACCACAUGAUGUCAGGCAAAUAUCCGGUUGAUGCAAUGUGCCAUAUCCGUGAUUUGGGAUUAUUUUACAUUGUUUUUGCAUUUCCUGAAAAAACAGUUCCUCCAGUUCUCGACAAACAUGAUUGGCUAUGUGUUUCACAUAUUGAAGCAGCAUGGAAUCUUGCACAAUCAAUUGGCUGCUCGGUUUUCAGAGGUGGUUCUGGUUCCAUGUCGCAGGAUGAACAGAGAAGGCUUUGCAUGUAUAGUGCACUAUUUACUCCAGUUCGAAAUAUGGUGUACACGAAGAAAAAGGAGGUCGUUCGCUAUAUUAUUGGAAACUCUCUGAAGUUGAAUGGUUCUGAUGCUGAAGCGAUUGUCCAAAUACAUGCUGCAAGUGACAAGUUUGCCGAUUUAAUUAUUUUCCUCGAGUCAAAUGGAAAUCUGGAAACUGUUAAAGAGAACCUCGAAAAAAAAAAUCUUGAGAUACCAACAGACAUGGUAGCACGCGUUUUGGCAGGACUUCUACUCCUUGGAAUAAAGGACCUUUGGCGUCUGGCGCUAUUGAUAUCCACUCUGUCCUAUCCAGAAGUCCGCAGUGCAAAUGGUUCCUUCAGCCAGCAGGAUGAGCUAAAUAGAAGGAAAGAGAUAUAUAUCAGAGUUGAGCGUUUAAUAACUGACCUCGAUCUUGAAGGUGCAUGGAAGAAGAUCAAACCGCUGCUCGAUGGGAACGACAUUAUGGGAGUUUUGGACAUCGAAGAAGGUCCCUUGGUUAAAGAAUGGAAGGAAAGGCUAGUGAAGUGGCAGCUUGCGCAUCCCAAAGGUACCGCGGAGGAGUGCCGUGAGUGGAUAAAGCAGUCCAAAUGUCAGGAAAAGGAAAUGUAGGACGCAGCACCUAAGGAACGUUAACAUUGUGAGCGUAGACAGUCGGGGAUUUAGAUAGAUCACAAACUCCACUGGAUGAUGCGUGUAAUUUUUCUUGGUGCUUAAUGGGCCUUGAUCUUGAUUGUCUUGUACUCCCUCCGUCUCGUAAUGUAAGACUUUUUUUUGACACUACACUAGAGUCAAAAAAUGUCUUACAUUUUGGGACGGAGGGAGUAGUUGAUUGCUGAGCAAAUUUUGCCAAACUUGAUGUUUAUAGUCAGUCUACCACCUAUCCAGGCCACUUAAAAUGGAUUUCGAGGCUGUUUUGUUAGCUUCUCUAAACUUCAGGGGAUCAAUUAACCGGUUUCGAAGUUUAGGGGCGAUGUUGUCGAUUUAUAUAUGGUGGGCAUAUGCUCUUCUUCCUCUAUAAAUUCAGAAAGAAGGCUAACUCUAUGGGACAUGUACGUUUGCUACACAUCCGUGCUAGUAUUAGGCUUGCGGAUGAUGCAAGUCAUAUAAGGUCGCCAUUGUGAUGGAAGCAGGGGGUUUUCAUCGUUUGUAUAUAGAGACAAAAGGAUUACACCAUAGCCAAAUUAAUAUGACUUAAUACCCUGACAUAUAAGUGUACUCUAUUUUUCUAUUUUAACACGGUGGCCCAUCAUGUUGCCACUUAUCUUUUUUUUCUUAUCCUCGUUAAUGAUGGCCAUUGUGUCCGUGUGAUCAAAUUAUAUUGAUUGAUGUCCACUUAUCUUUUUUGGGAAAUGCAUGGACAGUAUUUUACUCAGCGAACAUUUUUUGAAUCGGUGAACUUUUUUUAAACUGGGGAACAAAUUUUGAAAUUCGCGAUUUUUUUGAGUUUUUGUGAACAUUUUUUAAAAAUUUCAUAGAUAUUUUCUUCCAAUUCACGAACAAGUUUUGAAUAAAUGAUCAUUUUCAAAAUCAUGAACAUUUUAUAUUUGCUGAAGAUAUUUUUAAAAAUCGUGAAUUUUUUAUAAUAUUCAAACAACUUUUUGAAAUCAUCAACAUUUUUUGAAUCCAUAAACAUUUUAUGAUUUCUUGAACCUCAUUUUGAAUUCCUGAACAUUUUAUGAUUUCAUGAACAUUUUUUCAAAACUCACAACAUUUUAAAUUUAGAAUUUUAAAAAAUCUCGAAUUAAUUUAAAGAAAGGAAAAACAAAUUAAAAUAAUAAAACAUAAACCCGUGCUGGGGAGGAGGAGAGUUUUGCUGCAUAAUAAAGAGAGAAAAGAGGGAAGAAAAAGUGCAGCAACCAGGAAUCAAUCCUAGGUCUCUUGUAUGGAGGACGGGUGCUCCAACCACCACACCUCGGACGUGUCCUCAUUUUGAAUUCCUGAACAUUUUAUGAUUUCAUGAACAUUUUUUUUUUAACUCACAACAUUUUAAAUUUAGAAUUUUGGAAAAUCUCGAAUUAAUUUAAAGAAAGGAAAAACAAAUUAAAAUAAUAAAACAUAAACCCGUGCUGGGGAGGAGGAGAGUUUUGCUGCAUAAUAAAGAGAGAAAAGAGGGAAGAAAAAGUGCAACAACGAGGGAUGAAACCUAGGUCUCUUGUAUGGAGGACGGGCGCUCCAACCACUACACCUCUGACGUCCUCAUGAUUCCUUAGGCCAACUCCAUCGUGUGAACCUAAAUGGAUGUCCGGUUUGGCCAGAUUUUGUCCUUUUGGGACGGCAAUGGGUUCGCCCAUGUCCGCCUCUGUCCGUUGGGUCGUGGGUGCGCCCAACGCGCGGCCGCACCCCAAAUCAUGUCCGGGGUGGACGUGAUAAAAAAACAUAAAAACUUAAAUAAAAUGCGUAAAAAGGUAAAUAAAUGCAGUUAAAAAAACUUAAAACAUAAUUUAGGGGUCACGGCCACAAAACGGCCCAGUUUCAC
Aegilops tauschii subsp. strangulata is the source of this 3442-nucleotide messenger RNA. The record is from RefSeq and is a predicted model, not a curated record. NCBI's taxonomy places the organism in Eukaryota, Viridiplantae, Streptophyta, Magnoliopsida, Poales, Poaceae.